Bufo bufo (common toad) is the source of this 1664-nucleotide messenger RNA. RefSeq names its product SH2 domain containing 2A (gene SH2D2A). The record is from RefSeq and is a predicted model, not a curated record. NCBI's taxonomy places the organism in Eukaryota, Metazoa, Chordata, Amphibia, Anura, Bufonidae. The coding region runs from base 106 to 1488 and encodes 460 amino acids. The transcript is spliced from 8 exons. Gene Ontology annotation, cellular component: cytoplasm.
CUUGACGUCGCCUUGUGUUGUGGCUUAGACUUUAUUUCCUGCCACUGAGAAUAUACAAGCAAUGAGCCAGGAACUCACUCUCAGAUUUUCUACAGAGCGGCAGGGAUGGCCUAUGACUACCAGAACGAUUACCCACCCAUCCUCUUCAGUACUUUCAAACCAAUUCCUCCAAACAAGGAUGUACCCGGCAGCCACACAGCAUGCCACGGAGAGAAUAUGGACUCUUCCGUCACCAUCUCUGUGCCUAAGGAGACCUCAGGAAACACUGGAGCCACCCUAAAAGACCAAACUUAUCAAUGGUUUGAAAGGACUCAGAGGAAGAAGAUGCUGAAGAACGGUCGGUUUGCAGAUUGGUUCCAUGGAUUUAUUACACGGAACCGAGCAGAAGAGAUAUUACAAGAUAAGCAGUUGGGAUGUUUUCUUAUCCGUUUCUGUGAAAGCCGAGUGGGAUUUGUCCUGUCUUACAGGGGCACGGAGCGCUGCCGUCACUUCAUCAUCAAUCAGCUGGAAGACGAGCGGUACGUGAUAGAAGGAGAGAAGAGCGUCCACCCCAGUCUACAAGAUCUAGUCAGUCACUACUGUAGGUUUCCUGUGGAGCCUUACAAAGAGAUGCUGACGACGGCCUGUCCCACGAACCCUUUUAAACAGAAGGUCUCCAGCCUGAUGCAAGAUAGCACGCAAGAUAUGGCCGCCGGUGCUCUGAUGUAUGCCAAGAUCAGUAAACAGAACCAGGCACCACCAGACAUCACGAUUCAAUUAUCCACCUCCCCCAAAGAAACGAACAAACUAUUCUGUGACGUGAAAAUACCGGUAGAAUAUGCUUCACCCCAAUCUGUAAAGAAGGACCCAGCAUUUCCCAAGAAAGAACCCAUACCCAGUCCACAAGACCAUGACCCACUUUUAACCUAUGCACCAGUUAGGAAGCCUUCAGGAGAUGAUGAGAGGGACGUAGAUGUUGAGUCUCCAUCGUUAACGCCUACAUACAACCCUCCGGCAGAGAUCCAUACAUACGCAGAGCCAGACUUAUGGGACCGACCAAGGGUGGAGAGCCGCCAUCAUGCUACUGAGGAGUCCAUCGCCUUUUAUGCCGUAGGCCGUGGAUCUUGUAAGGACAUUUCGGAGAACGUCUACAGCGAGGUGGAUGUGAACUCCAUGUCAUGUAGCUCCAGAGCUGCUUGGAAUCGUCUUGGUGGACUUUCCACUCUUCCUAAACCUGCACCCAAAGCUGUGAAACACAAGACCACAGCUUUCCAUUCAUCCUUCCGCUCUUACAAUCCACAGGAAGAAACCAGGAGCCAGAGGAGACAUUGCUCGAGGUCUCACACAAAGCCGCAUGCUACCCUACAGCUAGAUGACCCAAUGUAUGGGGGGGGCCAUUUGCAACAUACAGGUCCAUUAGCUCCAGACGAGGAGAACAUCUACGAGAAGAUUCCGGAAAAUUGUGUCGCCCCAUUGAAGAACAAUCGCCCAGGGAAAAAAGGCAGAUGACGCGGGACAAUCUCCGGUGUUUUUUUUUUUAGAAAAAUCCCUGCUGAGAUCACUAUGAUGCCAUUAGUCUGAGUGAUGAGACACGCAUUCGGGAGAGGAUUUUUGGCUGUAACAUGGACGUUAAAAUUCGUCCACAUUACAGCUGUCAAAUGUGGCCGUACUCUGCAGGGUCGGGG